Messenger RNA from Paramecium pentaurelia, 1363 nucleotides. NCBI's taxonomy places the organism in Eukaryota, Ciliophora, Oligohymenophorea, Peniculida, Parameciidae. The record is from the annotation of a GenBank genome assembly.
AUGGAUUUAGACUUUAUAUUUUUCCCAGCUCCAAAAGAUAUAUAAAAUGAUCAUGAACAUGGUCAAAUAUUGUGGAUUCCAAAAUAUCCGAAACUCUAUCCUACUUUUCAAAAUUAUGUACCUAGAACAAAUAAGAAAAGGGGAGUAUUCUUUAAAUAAAGUGAAUUAGAUUUUGAAGAUGAUCAUUUUUUAAUUGAUGAACCCACGUAACAAUUUAAAUUCUUAUUUAUUAGAGAAUCUUAAUUGCAGCCAAUACCAAAUUUUUUAUGGAAACCAAUAACAAGUAGAUAAAGAAAGCGAUAAACUACUGAUAUAAACUCACCAACUUUUGAUUCUAAUGAGGGUAGUCCAGAUGUUCAACAAAAAUUACAAAAAUUAAAUAUGCAGUCUGUUUAAAUUGUUACAAAGAAACCUUAAUUGUGUAGAAUGUCAUCAAAUCUUUACCCAAUUAAAAAGACAAGAAUUGAUUAAAGUAUUUGCUUUAGUUAACCAUUAAUAAAAUUACCUUAAGAAUUGAUUGAUCUCAAAUAAAAAAUUUAAAAUGAAUCUAAUGAUGAAUAACCUCCACCAAGAUCAAACUCGAGAGAAUCCAAUUAAAUCAAUGGUCAUAUUCCAUGCAUGUAUGUGGAUUCAAAAAAACAUUCCCCAAAUAUUUUAUUAUAUUUUCAUGCAAAUUGCGAAGAUAUAACAUAAUCCUAUAAUUUUUUAGUUCAUCUUCGUGAAAAUUUAUAAGUAUUUUAUUCUUUAUUACUGUUAUAAGGUAUCUGCUAUAGCUGUAGAAUAUCCUGGAUAUGGCAAAUAUAAAAAUGAACAACCUUCUGCUGAGGCAAUACUAAAUGAUGCUGAAUAUGUGUUUAAUUAUCUUACUAAAAGAUUGGGAUAUGCUGAAAAUAGAAUUAUUGUAUUUGGUAGAAGUAUUGGGAGUGGACCGGCAACUUAUUUAGCAAAUAAAUAUAAACCUGCAUGUUUAGCUUUAAUGUCACCAUUUACAUCACUUAAAGCAGCUGUAAGAGAUUAUAUUGGUUCAUGGGCAUAAUUCCUAAUUAGAUAAAGAUUCGAUAAUUUAGAUCAGAUUUAGAAAGUAAAAGUACCAACAUUUAUAUUACAUGGCAAAGCAGACAAUAUAAUACCAUACUCAUAAGCAUUAGAGUUAUAUAGUAUAUUUUUUUUUAAUUUAGAAUCAUGUAAAUCUGAUAAAUGUAUAUUACAUUUGGCAGAUGAUAUGGAUCAUAUCAGUUAUAGAUUAUACAAAGACUUAAUUAAUCCAUUUACUGAAUUUUUACUUUAAAUUAAAUAUUAUCAGAAUAGUUCUUAAGGACCAAAAAUGCCAACAGUUCUCUUUUAUGACCCUACACUUGAAUGA